AUGGCAUUGAAUCAGGAUUCUGCAAAUUCGCUGAUGGCUGCACCUGCCAGCGGUGAAGCCGCCCCUGACGGAACAGGUGUUAUACAGCUCGAUCCUUGGUUGGAACCCUUCCGGGGAGACCUGAAGUACCGGUUUGCAAAAGCUCAGGAAUGGAUAAAGAAGAUUGAUCAAGCUGAGGGCGGCCUGGAGAGAUUCAGCCGCGGAUAUGAGAAGUUCGGCUUCACUUUCGAGCCGGACGGCACCAUAGUAUACCGCGAAUGGGCCCCCAACGCUGAGCAAGCUUCCUUAAUCGGCGAAUUCAACAACUGGAACAGAGAGUCGCACCCAAUGAAGAAGAACGAGUAUGGCGUAUGGGAACUAAGGCUUCCUGCAAAAGAUGGCGUCCCAGCGAUUGCCCAUAACACCAAAUUGAAGAUUUCCAUGGUGAUCCCUGGAGGAGAACGCAUCGAAAGAAUACCGGCGUGGAUCACCAGAGUUACCCAAGAUCUCUCCGUAUCCCCCGUUUACGAUGCGGUGCUGUGGAAUCCUCCCAAGGAAGAGCGUUAUGUCUUCAAGAACCCUCGCCCUCCUUACCCGAAGAGUGUCCGCAUCUACGAAGCACACGUGGGCAUUUCUUCCCCCGACCUGAAGGUUGCCACGUACAAGGAAUUCACCAAGAACAUGCUACCAAGGAUCAAGUAUCUCGGGUACAACGUCAUUCAAUUAAUGGCAAUCAUGGAGCAUGCUUACUACGCCUCUUUCGGAUAUCAGGUCAACUCCUUUUUCGCGGCAAGCUCCCGAUAUGGGACACCGGAAGAUCUGAAGGAACUUAUCGACACGGCCCACGGCAUGGGGCUCACAGUGCUCCUAGACGUCGUGCAUUCUCAUGCAAGCAAGAACGUACUGGACGGUCUCAACAUGUUCGACGGCAGCGACCACCUCUACUUCCAUGAAGGUGGAAAGGGCCGACACGAGCUAUGGGAUUCCCGACUCUUCAACUAUGGCCAUCACGAAGUGCUCCGAUUUCUAUUGUCCAACCUGCGGUUCUGGAUGGAGGAGUACCAAUUUGACGGUUUCCGUUUCGACGGAGUCACUUCGAUGCUUUACGUUCAUCACGGUAUUGGCACGGGUUUCUCGGGAGGCUACCACGAAUACUUCGGCUCGUCCGUGGACGUAGAAGCUGUGGUCUAUCUCAUGCUCGCCAACGAGAUGCUUCACGACAUCUAUCCAAACUGCAUCACCAUUGCCGAAGACGUCUCUGGUAUGCCCGCGCUAUGCUUGAAACUCUCGCUGGGCGGAAUAGGAUUUGACUACCGCCUCGCCAUGGCGGUUCCUGACAUGUACAUCAAGUUGCUCAAGGAGAAGAAAGAUGAUGAAUGGGAUAUCGGCAACAUUGCAUUCACCCUGACCAACCGCCGCCACGGUGAGAAGACUAUCGCAUAUGCCGAAUCCCACGACCAAGCCUUGGUGGGCGACAAAUCGCUGAUGAUGUGGCUCGCCGAUGCGGAGAUGUACACGCACAUGUCAGUCCUGACCCCAUUGACACCGACCAUCGACCGCGCUAUCUCCCUCCAUAAAAUGAUCCGCCUUGUUACUCAUGGCCUGGGCGGUGAAGGUUAUCUCAACUUCGAGGGCAACGAAUUCGGGCAUCCAGAGUGGCUCGAUUUCCCUCGAGCAGGCAACGACAAUUCUUUCUGGUAUGCUCGCCGACAGUUGAACUUGACUGAAGACCAUCUUCUUCGGUACAGAUUCUUGAAUGAAUUCGACCGUACAAUGCAGUGGACGGAAGAGAAAUAUGGCUGGCUGCACAGCCCUCAGGCCUACAUCUCUCUGAAAAACGAAACCGACAAAGUGCUAGUCUUUGAAAGAGCAGGUCUCUUAUGGAUAUUCAACUUCCACCCUACGAACUCAUUUACCGAUUACCGAGUCGGCGUGGAGGUACCGGGCGUUUAUCGCAUUGUCAUCGAUACGGAUGCCACUGAGUAUGGUGGGCACGGCAGGAAUGUAAAGGACACGAGAUUUUUCACGACCGAUAUGCCUUGGAAUAACAGGAAGAACUUCACGCAGGUUUAUCUUCCUAAUAGGACAGCUUUGGUCCUUGCACUUGAGUCGACUCUUUGA
This is a messenger RNA of Fonsecaea erecta, 2100 nucleotides long. Its product is annotated as 1,4-alpha-glucan-branching enzyme. Gene Ontology annotation, cellular component: cytoplasm. Gene Ontology annotation, molecular function: hydrolase activity, hydrolyzing O-glycosyl compounds; cation binding; 1,4-alpha-glucan branching enzyme activity. NCBI's taxonomy places the organism in Eukaryota, Fungi, Ascomycota, Eurotiomycetes, Chaetothyriales, Herpotrichiellaceae. The record is from RefSeq and is a predicted model, not a curated record. The coding region runs from base 1 to 2100 and encodes 699 amino acids. Gene Ontology annotation, biological process: glycogen biosynthetic process. The transcript is spliced from 3 exons.